AUGCAAAAUACGGGUCUCCUUUUGUGUCCUCGUUCUUACAUCAAGGACUGUCAAACUAAACGUGCCGAGGAUGCGCUGGUGAAGGCGAAGGCUAACGUCGCAUCGGAGGAGGCUGUCCAGUUGGUGGAGCGGGCCAUGGAAUUGCUGAAGUCCAAACACUCACUCCGACCCCUUACUGGGGUCUACGACUACAUUCCCUUCGCGAAAGAGUUCAUGCGUCUUAUUUUGAGACAGUUACAGACAGCCCUCCUCCUUCCCCUCCCCCUCUUCCCUGUUUCUCCCUCUCUCCUCAUCCACCUCCCCCUCCACCUUUUCCUCUCCCACCACAAUUUGCCUCUUCUUUACUCCUUCACCCUCCACCUACUCGUAUUCACUCGCCUACUACGCUUUCCCCUCUUCCUUCCCUUCUACCUAAUCACCCUCUCCCUCCUCCCUUUUCCGAUCCCCGUCACCUCAGGCUCCUUAUCUCCAGAAAAUUAG
This is a messenger RNA of Dibothriocephalus latus, 480 nucleotides long. Lineage: Eukaryota; Metazoa; Platyhelminthes; Cestoda; Diphyllobothriidea; Diphyllobothriidae. The record is from the annotation of a GenBank genome assembly.